This is a messenger RNA of Stylophora pistillata, 2827 nucleotides long. RefSeq lists its product as uncharacterized. The record is from RefSeq and is a predicted model, not a curated record. Gene Ontology annotation, molecular function: protein binding. Lineage: Eukaryota; Metazoa; Cnidaria; Anthozoa; Scleractinia; Pocilloporidae. Gene Ontology annotation, biological process: regulation of apoptotic process.
AUAUUGUGCAAAUGUGCUGCAGAUCUUUAUUGAUCACGAUGGAGUUUCUUCUUCAUAGAAAUAUGAAAUUGGUAACAGUUGGAAAUGUUACCUCUUAAGCUGAGGUUAUCCCCAGGUUUUAUUUUGAAAAGCACAGUUUUAAGGUCAAAUCUCGAACAUGGGAAGGUGAUUGAAGAUGGAGCUUGGAAACUAGGAACAUCACUUCCGUCUUCGUUUUUAAAUUCACCUUGGUGACCAUCGUUCGAUUCAUGGCUGCCCAUGGAAUAGCGUCAAGAGUAGUUGUCUCAGGAAAGCGUGUUUUGAACCCUUUCCGUACUUUUCUGCUUCGCGUAUCCUCUGAAAUCUUAGAAGAAGACUUGAGGUCUAUGAAAUUUCUUUUGGUAAAUGAAAUUCCGGAGGGAAUUUUGGAAAAUUGUCAAAAGCCUACAGACUUGUUUUCCCACAUGAUAAAGAAGUGUCUUAUAGCAGAGAACGACUUGGAUCUCCUUGAACAACUUUUCAAUCACAUUACCAGAUCUGAUCUUGCAGAACGUGUGAGAGUUUUUAUAAGGAAGUCUUCCUCAUCCCAAGAACUGGUCAGUGCACCCACAGCACAGGUGACUCGUGAAUUACCAGCCAUGGGAAAGGCAAUGGUUUGCUUCAUGUUAUCUGGUAAUAAUAUUGACCAAAAUGCCACCCUUCAACAAUUGAAAUUUGGAAUUUGUGCAGCUCUUAAAAUGAAAAGUUCUGAAAUAAGCUUUGUUAAAACAGAGAAGGAAGCAAAGAACUUAGCCAGCUUUGUCUUUCAAAUCCCAAAGAAAGAAGAGCUGUUAAAUUCAUUACGUAAUGAUGCCCUUCAAAAAGAGGACUGGCUUUGUCAAUGUGGAAUUCAAGCAGUUAAGGUUGGUGGGGAUGCAAGUUACAUUUGUCUCGCUCAGCCACUCGCCUAUCCACCCCAGGAUACCCAAGCCAGGCUUUCACAGCCUUUCCAGGCAGGAAGUGAUGCAGAUUUAAAGUGCAAAGGCUUUGUUGAUAAACACAACCUGGAUUUGAUUGUUGUUGUUGAACGUAUUAAGGAUCAGAUGUUUCAUACAAGGCUAAAAACUCAACUGGCUCACUUGGUUGAAAUGAUUUGUGCAAGAGAUUACAACUUCCGACUAGCCCUGGUUUGUUAUCCGGAUCACAGUCUUUGUUUUCCCAAUGCUAACACUUGGUGGUUUGCUAAAGAAAAAGAUGUCAUGAAGUCUCAGAUACAUUUCCUGAAUGAAUCUAGAACAGCACCUUCAGCAAAUGGGUUGGCUGAUGGUCUUGCACUGGUUCGAGAUUUAGCAACCAAAAAAGAUUCUAGAUCAUGUCGAAAAGAUGCCAAUAAAAUUUGCAUAUUACUGCCUUCAGUGAAUGAGAGAACUUCCCUUGAAACAUAUAAGUGUUCAAAUGGCCAUGAUGUGAUGAAACUUUGCAGACAGUUGGCAGAAAAUUCUGUCACCCUUUACACAGUUGGAAUCUUGCAACCGACAACUGCAUCCUCUUUUGGAAGAAACCCAUUGCCAGAAUUCUUUGCAGGGAUAUCACUCAAGACUGGUGGUCGUUAUAUCCAAACACAGAACAUUAAGCACCUGCCUGGGAUAAUGAUGUGUGCUAUUAAAGAAGAUCUCUCCUUGGAGUGCCUCAUUGGCACUGCACAUGAUAUUGUCCUACCAGAUGUGAUUGAGAAAUAUGGGGAUAUUAAUGUGGAGGAGCUUACCAAAAUGCUUAAAGAAGAACUAAAUCAAAGAUCCUGCCUCGCAAAAAGCAUUGUACUGCAAAACAAUGUGACUGUUCUGCGUGAAUCUGAGUUGGCGCUGAAGUUGUCUUAUGAUGAGGACUUGGAGAGUGCCUGUUUCACUUUCACUGAAGGUGUUAAAAGAUUGAAGCAAGCAGUUAUACCUACUGAUGGAAUACCGCAAGAUGUGGACAUGGAAAAGAUGACUAGUGACUUAGCAAGAGUUACAAUAUCAAAAGAUCAGGAAAUCACAGAUGAUUUGUCAGAGCGACUUAUCCGCAAAGUUGGACAUCGAACUCUUUACUGCACUUCAUUCUAGGACUGAGUAAAAUAAGUAUUUACUUGUGUCAGUACACAAGUUGCUGGAAUCUUAUUGGUUCUUAAUAGCCCAUUAAUUUGCAACAAGUGUAGCACCUUGAACAGUCCAAUUUUAGCUGCCUUAUUUCAACCACCAAGUGUAUUUGGAAAGAUCAAAUCAAAGAGUUGAAUUAAAGAGGUAAUGAAAAUUAGUAAUAAAUGGUAAGAGCUGACACAAUUCAAGUACUCCACAGAAAUCAAGGAAUUUUUUAAGUAAGAAGGUUUACUAACUCCAUCCUGGAAAUAUGAAAUUAAUUGGUUGAGCUUUAUGCUGGUGUAUGAAAUGAAAUGCUAGUCCUGUCAUUCGAUAUUUCAUGCCAAACUUUCUAGAAUUUUGUUGCUGACAAAAUUAAAUGGUAAAAUGACUGAGAAGUGAAUGAUUCAGGUGCAAGAAAAGGCCAUGGGAUGUGCCAACAUCCAGCUUUUCUAUACAAGUCAAAAAGUUUUCACUUAUCUCACAUGUUAAUACUUUAAUUUGAUCUAAGAGUAAAAUACAGUUUACUGAUCUUCGGUGAACUUUCUCAAAGCUAGGAACUGUACAGGUAUUAGAAAGUGUUGUAAUAGCAAUAAAUUAAAUGUAACCACAUACACAUAAUAAUUUUCUGGAAGACUAGUACAUGGAACCUAGCUGCUUUGCUACAACUCCUUUUAGAACUGAAAUUUGGCCUUAUAUGUCUUGCAUCUUUUAAAAAAGUUUUAUUAAAAUAAACCUAAUAGAUAUUUGUAAAA